CCUAAUUAGUAAAAAAUUAGAAUCUUCUUCUGCUCUUCUCUGCUAAAAAAUCUAAUCUCAAAAAUUAGAACCACGCAAUUCAAUCUGAAACCUAAAAAUGGAUCCAGCAAAUUCACCUCAAUAAUGGGUACUACUAUCAUCAUCACCUACAACGGCGGCGGCGUCCUUAUCGCCGGCUCUCGCACAAGCACCGGGAUGUACGUCGCAAAUAGGGCAUCAGACACAAUUACUCUGCUCACUGACAAAGUCUACGUUUGUCGUUCUGGAUCGGCUGCAGAUUCUCAUAUUGUAUCAGAUUAUGUGCCUUACUUCCUUCACCAGCACACAAUACAGCUAGUGCAACAAGCUAUGAUCAAAGUUGCUGCAAAUCUAAUUAGGUUGAUUUCUUAUAACAAUAAGGUAGUUGUGCCUUGAAUUCCACAGCUAGCCAAAGGAUUGCUAUUAUCAUGUAUACAUGAUCCAAGUCCUGUUGUAUUUUUUGAACCAAAAGUAUGUUUUUCCUUUGGUUGUAAAUCAACUAGUUUCGAGUGUCGAUAUCAAAGUAAUGUGGAUUUUCAAUGGCUUUGUCGCUUAUCAAUAGAAGGAUUGUGCUGCUUGUGCUUUUCAAGUUACAUGUUACAAUAGUUAGAGGCAGAGGUAUGCUACUUAUGCCUUUUAAGAUAUGAAUUUUGUAUAGUUGUUCUAAAGACAUUUGCAAACCAAAUAUGAGGUGAUCCGAGAAGGCAACUACAUAGCUCUUGUUGGUUGGGGAGCACAACUGUUUGUCGUGAAGUAGGCUUGUAUUGAUGCAGAGAAGGUAGUUUUUUUAAGAAUCCUUUCAUGAUGUUUUUAGCUAUAACUUACAGAAACACAAUGAUUAAUGAUGUCUUCUUAUGGUCAACUAACCCAAAAUUUAAAUUAGAGCUUACCCAGUUGG
Messenger RNA from Mercurialis annua (annual mercury), 916 nucleotides. RefSeq names its product proteasome subunit beta type-6-like. Gene Ontology annotation, cellular component: proteasome core complex. Bases 124 to 414 code for a protein of 96 amino acids. NCBI's taxonomy places the organism in Eukaryota, Viridiplantae, Streptophyta, Magnoliopsida, Malpighiales, Euphorbiaceae. The transcript has 5 exons. The record is from RefSeq and is a predicted model, not a curated record.